CAAAUCAUGCAACUCGCAUAUUUAAUAGUUUUGAUAUUGAUGUGUGGAUUUUGUUCCAGACUUCAGACUAUCUCCAAUCACACAGUCCAGCGAGGAUCUGAUGUGACUUUGCGAUGUGAUGUUCCUCUACUUUCUGAGUCUUCAACAUUACAGUGGAUUAAAGACACAGGACAAACAUCCAACACAACCCUUGUAUAUAACAACUCUGCCUACAUCAUCUUACACAAUGUAGAUGAUCACAGUGAAGGAAUAUACUACUGUAAAAUGAUUGAAAAUGGAAGUGUGGACACUGUUAUUAAUCACACAAUUAAUGUCACUACAUAUGCAGAAGGUAAAAAGCAUACCCUCUACAGACAAAGCUCCAGUCACAGUGAUUUAUUACUGAUCUUCAAGUCUAAAACGAAUUACCAAAGGCUGGUGUGGACCUGGGAGUCGGCGCGUCAUUCAAAAACCGAACUGAUAGCUGUAGAAAAAGGAGGAGAAGUUCAAGUUAAAGGACCAAUUAAACUGGGUCAAAAAAUUACUACCACAUACAACGGUCAAUGUUUCCUCCUUCACAUUUCACCUGUUAAGUUCAAUUAUAAUGGGAUUUACAGGAGUUUUCCUGAUUCUAAUAAAUCUCCCUACACAUCCACAAUACUUCACACCAUCAGAGUGUCUGCAGAGCCCUCUGGUGUUGUGUUGAGGAAUCAGUCUGUGAUUCUUACUUGUGAGGUGUCUGAUGUGUCUGAUUCAGUGACAUUGGUGUGGCUCAGGAUGGAGGGGAACAUAACGGUGCAGGUCAAACAGGCAAACAACAAGACACUUCUCACUGUACAUGUGAGCAGCUUUCAGUCAGAUCUGUUGGACUGGCAGUGUGCUGUUUUUACUGAGAACACACUCAGAGCGGUGGCCUCUUUCGGUUCUAUCUUAUCAACAACAGAUGCUGCAGUUCUCAGCAAAGCUGGAAAGAUUACUGUGGUCAUUGUUGUGAUGCUGUUUGCUGGAGUGCUGCUGGGAGUUCUUGUGUAUUACACGUACAGAAAACAAACGCCAGUGUCUGAGGAGUCUGAACCAGUGUAUAUGAAUAUUAGUAAAACCAUGAAUGACAGAGGUAUCUUCUUUUAUUUACUUAUUAACAUGGGUUUAGGAUCUACUGUAUGUAGCUAUCAGUUUGAUUUAAAUGUGGCCCACUCAUGAUAUUCAAUAGCUAUUGAUUAAUUUAUUUGAUUUAUCAUCAAUAUUUUAUAAUAUUAUUGUUUAUUU
Messenger RNA from Triplophysa dalaica, 1245 nucleotides. RefSeq lists its product as uncharacterized. Gene Ontology annotation, biological process: positive regulation of ERK1 and ERK2 cascade; T cell activation; interleukin-15-mediated signaling pathway. Gene Ontology annotation, cellular component: external side of plasma membrane; membrane raft. The transcript is spliced from 6 exons. The record is from RefSeq and is a predicted model, not a curated record. Bases 7 to 1179 code for a protein of 390 amino acids. NCBI's taxonomy places the organism in Eukaryota, Metazoa, Chordata, Actinopteri, Cypriniformes, Nemacheilidae. Gene Ontology annotation, molecular function: protein tyrosine kinase binding; MHC class II protein binding.